AUGUCUCCCGUCGCUAUCACCGACUCCGCUUCGUCCGGCUUCGCGCCAUUGUUCGACGCUUUGCGCACCGCGCCGACCGGGCCUGACGCCAAGGCCGCUGCUGAGAAGAUCGCUCGCGAAGUGUCUAAGCACGGCCUCCAAUCGCUACAUGAUGAGAAGGUCUUUGAGACGCUCUCCGCGUUUGCGAACAACAAAAAAUCUGGCUAUGAGCGUGAAUCAGCCGCAAUCGGCUUCCAUGCCCUGGCUACGGUCCUCGGACCGCCCGCCGGCCCUCUCUUCCUUCCGCAUCUCACUGCACUGUAUGAACUCUUCAUGGACAAGGGUGACGUCGUGCGUCAGGCCACUACCGCUGCAAACAAGGCCAUCCUCGCCCUCUUCCCUCCCGAGGCCACACGUUUGGUCUUCCGUACACUCGAGGGUAUCCUUGAGAAUGGCAAAUGGCGAACCAAGGUUGCGGUCUUAGAUGCUCUCCGUGACUUCGUCAAGACCGCUCCUCAGGAUGUCGCCAACGAGCUCGCUGUCACUUUGCCGAAAGUCGAGGGAGCUAUGCAUGAUACCAAGUCCGAGGUUGCAAGCGCCGCAAACAAGGCCGCGUCUGCAAUGUGCACUACGCUCCAAAACGCGGAUCUGACGCCUCACAUUCCUAUCCUCGUCAAGUGUAUGGGCGACCCAGCGUCUGUGCCUGCCUGCAUCAAAUCCAUGUCCAACACCACCUUCGUCGCCGAGGUCACCGCGCCCGCCCUCGCCGUUCUCGUGCCGCUCCUCCAGCGUGCUCUCAAUGACCGCAGCAUGGACGUGCAGCGCCGUACAGUCGUCAUUGUCGAUAACCUCGUCAAGCUUGUUCGCGAUCCGGCCGUUGCGGCGACAUACCUGUCUCAGCUUGUUGAAGGCGUCGAGAAGAUUGCGAAGGGUGCUGCUUUCCCUGAAGUUCGCGCUUUUGGUGAAGCUGCUCUUGCGACGCUCAAGAAGGCCGGUGCAUCGUCUACCGGGGAGAUUCCUCCCGCGCGUGAUAUCACCGGCCAGACUGCGGAGACGCGCAAGGAGCUCCUUGGCCUGUACCCUCAAAGCCUCGUCAUUGGCGGGGAGCCAGCUCUCCCAGUCUUUACACAAAUACUCGAUUUCGAGUCUGGCCUCGUUGCGGAUCUUGUACACGCAAAACGUUUCCAGGACAAGGCCGCGUGGAAGCGUUGUGUUGGCGUCUACAGUGGACCUUGGUUGUCUCCCAAUGACGGUCCUGACAGCACGACCUUUGCGGAGACUGUUCGGGAGCACUUUUACGGCAUUGAGAAGGCGAAGUACGCACCGGUGGAUGCCGAUGACGGCGAACAGGGCGAACUUCUCUGCAACACCGUCUUCUCUCUCGCUUACGGCGCGCUCCUGCUUCUUUCGCACACAUCACUCAAGCUGUACCGCGGACACCGAUAUGGAAUUCUCGGCACGAACGGCUCCGGCAAGUCGACCCUGAUGCGGCAGCUGCGCGACGGGAAAGUGGAGAACUUCCCCCCUCAGAGCGAACUUCGCUGCAUCAUGGUCGAGCACGCGCUUCAGGGCGAGGACACCUCGCUGACGAUCAUCGACUUCAUCGCUUCGGACAAGCAACUCGUAGGCGUCCCGCGCGAGAAGAUUGCUCAGCAGCUGCGGGAGGUUGGCUUCGACGACGAGAGGCAGCAAGAGACUACCGGUGGCCUGUCCGGUGGCUGGAAGAUGAAGCUCGAGCUAGCUCGCGCGAUGUUAUACAACGCUGACCUUCUUCUUCUCGACGAGCCGACUAACCAUUUGGACCGGGCGUCCGUUCAAUGGCUCGAGAAGUGGCUCUGUGACCAAAAGCACGUAACUGCCCUCGUUAUCAGUCACGACUCCGGUUUCCUUGACAAUGUAACAACAGAUAUCAUCCACUACGAGUCCAAGAAGCUUGUAUACUACCCCGGGAACCUCUCCCAUUUCGUGUCCAUUCAUCCGGAAGCGAAGUCCUACUAUACCCUCGCCGCUACUUCCGUCAAGUUCGCUUUCCCGCCACCCGGUUCGCUCAUGGGUGUGCGGAGUAAUACCCGUGCCAUCCUCAAGAUGCAGAACUGUACCUUCACCUAUCCGGGCAAGUCGAAGCCCAGUCUUAUCGACGUCAGUUGCGCGUUAUCCUUGUCGAGUCGUGUUGGUAUCGUCGGCCCCAAUGGUGCUGGCAAGUCUACGCUUAUCAAGCUCUUGACCGGAGAGACUGAGCCACAACAGGGUACGGUCACGAAGCACCCUGCCUUACGUGUCGGUUAUGUCUCUCAACAUGCCACUCACCACGUCGACCGUCACCUCGAGAAGACGCCCAUCCAAUAUAUCCAAUGGCGUUUCCAAGAUGGUCAUGAUCGCGAGAUCCUAGAGAAGGCCACCCGUGUCUUGACUGACGAGGAGAAGGCUCAGAUGGAAGUUCCAUUCGUCGGUAAGAAUGGUACCACACGCAAACUUGAGAUGAUCAUGGGUCGGCAAAAGCUCAAGAAGACGUUCCAGUAUGAGAUCAAGUGGCGUGGACUCGACCACAAGCACAAUACCUGGGUUCCCCGCGAUGAGCUCAUCCAGAAGGGCUUCACGAAGCUUGUGGCGCAAUUUGACGAUCUUGAGUCCUCGCGCGAGGGUGCUGGUGCUCGCGAGACCCGCGCGGACAUUGUUCGCAAGCAUCUCGAGGACAUCGGACUCGACGGUGACAUCGCUCAGUACAACGAGAUCGCUGGUCUCUCUGGUGGUCAGAAGAUCAAGCUCGUCAUUGCUGCAUGCUUGUGGAACAACCCGCAGAUCUGCGUGUUGGAUGAGCCUAGCAAUUUCUUGGACCGCGAGGCGCUCGGUGGGCUCGCGGUUGCCAUACGUGACUGGGCCGGUGCUGUGGUAAUCAUCUCGCACAACGAAGAGUUCGUCAACGCGUUGUGCCCCGAGAUCUGGGACGUGAACGCCGGACGUAUGACGCGCCGCGGCAAAGUCGCUAUCGUAGAGGACGCCUUCUCGACGCCCAAGCCGCGCAGUGGCGAAUCCACGCCCUCGCGCUCGCGUGGACAGACGCCCGCGGCUUCUCGCGGCGCAACACCUGCUGGUUCAGUCGCUCCUACCCCCGCCGGUAGUGAUGCAGAGGGCGCAGCGCCCGGGUCUGCGAAUGGCGCCUCGACUCCACCCGUCAGGAAAAAGAAGAAGUUGACGCGUAACCAGGUCAAGGCGCGCGACGAGCGCCGGAAGGCUCGUCAUCUGAAGUGGCUCAUCGAAGGCGGUCCGAAACCUGAGGACACAGACUCCGAUUAG
Peniophora sp. CBMAI 1063 is the source of this 3273-nucleotide messenger RNA. NCBI's taxonomy places the organism in Eukaryota, Fungi, Basidiomycota, Agaricomycetes, Russulales, Peniophoraceae. The record is from the annotation of a GenBank genome assembly.